AUGACCAACUUAAUUCCGGAUAAGCUAGUAGCAACAACAGUCAUCAAUUAUUCAGACAAGAAAUAUGCAGAUGAGGAGAGGAGAAGGAGAGGAGGAAGACUGCGAGAAGGAGGAGGACUGCAAGGAGGAGAGGAGGAGGAAGACUUCCAGAAGGAGGAGGAUUGCGAGAAGGAGGAGAGAGGAGGAGGGGGAGAGGAGGAGGAGAGGAAGACUGCGAGAAGGAGGAGGAUUGCGGGGAAGAGAAGAGGAGGAGGAGAGGAAGAAGACUGCGAGAAGGAGGAGGAGGAGAGGAGGAAGACUGCCAGAAGGAGGAGGACUGCGAGGAUGAGGGGAGGAGGAGGAGGAGGAGGAGAGGAGGAGAGGAGGACAGCGAGGAGGAGGGCUGCGAGGAGGAGAGAAGAAGGAAGAGGACGACUAGGAGGAGGAGAGGAGAAGGAGGACUGCGAGGAGGAGAGGAGGAGGGAGACUGCGAGGAGGAGAGGUGGAGGAGGGCUGCGAGAAUGA
This is a messenger RNA of Ylistrum balloti, 504 nucleotides long. RefSeq lists its product as uncharacterized. Lineage: Eukaryota; Metazoa; Mollusca; Bivalvia; Pectinida; Pectinidae. The record is from RefSeq and is a predicted model, not a curated record. Bases 1 to 504 code for a protein of 167 amino acids. The transcript has 2 exons.